CUGACAUGCGCUCCACGAUAUACGCACGGCGCGUUUUGACCUUAGGGAGAGCAGGCCUGGGCCCCUGACCCAGGAACAGACCACAGGUGGGGGAGGGGUAACCACGUGUGUCGUCACCCUUCAGCACGCUGGCCAGCUCCCAUGAAAGUCUCCGUCCUCCAGCGGCUCAUCCUCCUCGUCCGCGCCGGUCUGGGUCAUCAUGGACCUCCCGGACGUUCUCUCCGCCGCCUUCCUGGUCGCGGUGGCUCUCGUCUCGCUCCUCUCCAACGCGCUGGUGCUGCUCUGCUUCCUCCACAGCACCGAGAUCCGCCGCCAAGUCCCCGGCGUCUUCGUCAUGAACUUGUCUCUCUGCAACAUCCUGAUCACCCUGCUCAACAUGCCCGCCACCGCCGCCGGCAUCCUUCGGCGUCAGCAGCCCUUCGGGGGACCGCUGUGCAGCACCGUCAGCUUCAUGGACACCUUCCUCACCGUCAACGCCAUGUUGGGCGCGGCGGCGCUCAGCAUCGACCGCUGGAUCGCGGUCGUCUUCCCGCUGAGCUACUCCGCCAAAAUGCGCUACAAGGACGCUGCGGUGAUGGUGUGCUACUCCUGGAUGCACUCCUUCACCUUCGCCCUCACGGCGCUGCUCUUCUCCUGGCUGCGCUACAGCGACGCGUUCGCGUCUUGCACCCCUGCAAAGAGGCGCGGCGACCGGCUGAAGUUCGCCGUCUUCACCGCGGUCUUCCACGCCGGAAGUUUCGCGCUGUCGCUCCUCACGCUGUGCGUCACCUACCUGAAAGUGCUCCAGGUGGCCAGGUUCCACUGCAAGAGGAUCGACGUGAUCACCAUGCAGACCCUGUUCCUGCUGGUGGACGUCCACCCGAGUGUGAAGCAGCGAUGUAUUGCAGAGCAAAAGAGGCGGAAGCUGAGAGCCACCAAGAAGAUCAGCAUCUUUAUCGGCUCCUUCCUUGUCUGCUUUGCUCCCUACGUGAUCACCAGGUUAGCGGAGCUCCUCCCCUUUGUGGACGUUAACCGUCGCUGGGGCAUCAUCAGCAAGUGCCUGACGUACAGCAAGGCCGCCUCAGACCCCUUCGCCUACUCCCUCUGGCGCCAGCAGUACAAGAAGGUAGCGCUCCGCGUAUUCAACCGCCUGCUCCGUCGCAACCUCCCGUCAUCGGACCAAAACAGCUCGCUGGAUACGGAGAGCGAUUAUUGCCUGCAGAGGGUCAGCUAGCAUCCCGUGGCUGCAUGGCGGUAAAAUAAAAACAAACCCUUAGUGGGUGGCGAGGUGUUCGUGGGAGUCGGCCAAGGCCAGACUGAUGGCAUCGAAAGGGCGAGGCAGCUUUAGAAAACAAGGGAGGGUGAGUCUUUGGCCGCUCUGAUGAUGAAUCUAUUCCAUCAGACAAGUUAUGGGAUGGUUCUCCAAGUUUUUGGACUUUCGGGACCACCAAUUCUGGAAGCUCUUAUCUGGAAUCAACGGUCUGUAGCUUUCCGAGAAAGACUUAAGGUUCGUCGGCUGGCUUUUUAGUCACUGUCCAGUCCAAAAUUCUCAUGAACAGUAGCUGUCUUGUGAUGUUUUCAUAGGAUCUGAUAUCUGCUCCAAAUUGGACAUUUUUAAAUAGUGUUUAAACUCUGCUCCAACCCCCCCAAAAAAGGAUAGUGCACAUAUUUUACCCCAAAAACCGUGGUUUUGUGUUUUGAUGUCAUUUUGAUUAGUAAUCAGAAUACUUAAAAAAAAUAUAUAGCAAAUAUAACUGAUUUAUAAACACACCAAUUUGAAAUGAUCAUGAUUAUCAUCGUUGUCUUUUUGCAUGCAUUUUCAUUUUAUUUAUGAUUUUAUAAAGAAAAAUACAUCAAAACAUGCUUUUUUAAAAUUCCUUCAGGGUCAUUGACUGGCUUUUAUGCCACUGUUCGGUUAAAAAUGUUAACUAAGGGCAUAAUAAUGUUAUUAUGGUUCUUUGUUGAUAUUGUUUUAGUAAAUAUUUUGAUUAUAGUAAGGAUUAUGUCAAUAAAACCUACCAAAGUGCUUAUAUAAUAGUGUAUAUAAUACAACAGUCCCUUAAAAGAAGGCCAUUCAAAUCAAAUCAAAUCAACUUUAUUUAUAAAGCACAUUUAAAAUUUACCAAAGGGUAGCCAAAGUGCUGUACAAUAGGCAGGUUAAAAGAUAACACAAGAAAAAACGAGCAAACCAAACAUAACAAAACAGAGCACCAUUUAUAAAAAACAAAACAAAAAACAACAACAACAAAAACAUAGAAACAGGUUCACAGCAGGUGCAUUAUGGGAUGCCAUAGCUACAGCCAAGGCUAAGUUGAAUGUAUAUGGUGUAUCAUCAGGAAACCCCCACAAAAUAUCCUCCAGGUCAGUUGGCCAGCUUUUUAGUCACGGUUUGUUUUAAAAGUUGGAAUAUUAGGUCUGUUAUUAUGCUUUUUGGUAUUUUUGUCUUGUUCAGGGCAUUAAUAAUGCCCUGUAAUUCAAAACUGUUGUAGUGCCAGAUUGAAUAUGAAUAUUAAUACCGUUUACUGUUCUUUGUACAUGUGACUAGGUAAC
Molecule: messenger RNA, 2529 nt
Organism: Nerophis ophidion (straightnose pipefish)
Lineage: Eukaryota; Metazoa; Chordata; Actinopteri; Syngnathiformes; Syngnathidae
Gene: gpr78b
Product: G protein-coupled receptor 78b
Biological process (GO): adenylate cyclase-activating G protein-coupled receptor signaling pathway
Cellular component (GO): membrane
Molecular function (GO): G protein-coupled receptor activity
Source: RefSeq, a predicted model, not a curated record